AUGGACUCCUCCUCGCAGCACCCGGGGUCGGAGCAGCAGCCGCAGCAGCCGCAGCCCACCCGCCCCUCGACCGCGCUGCCGCCGCUGCACGCUCACAUCCCUCCCUCCGCCUCUCUGCCGUUGAGGACCGCUCCCACCACGCCCGUUUCCUCCCCGGGGCUCUUUAGCCCUCGCCAACUCCCGACCACGUCCAUCAGCGAAAGCAAUACGCCGGCCCUCGCCGCGGGGAGCCCGUAUCUGCACCCGCUGCAGACGCACCGAGUCCGAGAGACGCACAAAGCCCUCAUCGAUUCCGACAUCACCACCGGCCGCAAGUCCAUCAACCAGUAUGAAGUCAUCGAAGAGAUCGGCCGCGGUAUGCACGGCAAGGUCAAGCUUGCCCGCAACAGCGCCACCGGCGAGAACGUCGCCAUCAAGAUCAUCCCGCGCUUCUCCAAGAAGCGAAGGCUUGGCAGGGUCACGGCCAUGUCCCCUCAAGACAAGACCAAGAAGGAGAUUGCCAUCCUGAAAAAGAUCCGCCACCCCAACGUCGUCGCCCUUCUCGAAGUCAUCGAUGAUCCCGAGCUCAAGAAGAUCUACAUGGUCCUCGAGCACGUGGAGCUGGGCGAGGUCGUAUGGCGCAAGAAGGGUCUCCCCCACAUCUGCCAGUACGAGCGCCGGCGCAUCGAGCGCGAGAUCCGCGGCGAGGCUCCCACGGCCGAGGAGGAACAGUACAACAAGAUGAUGGAGCGCCGGCAGGCCCUCAAAGAGCUCAAGAGAGCCAAGAUGGCGCAGCACUUUACCGGCCCCUCCGACUACUGGAGCGUCGAGCACGGGGCCGCAGACGAGAGCGGCAGCAGCGCCGGCCACUGGUCACGCAUCCCCUCGCGCGAAGACUUUGCCGUCACUGACGGGCACUCGUCGCCGCCGGGAUCGCGCCGAUCGUCUCUGGCACCCUCUCGCUCGCUGUCCAUCACGUCGAUAGCGUUGGCGCCCACAGAACUCGACGAGAACGUCGACUGGCCCGAAGAAAUCGAGACUCCUGUCCCGCAAUCUACGGCCACGACCGCUCUCGAAGGCACCAUGUACGGCGCCUACGCUGAAGAGGGAACCUUCCGAGGGCGAUCUCCCAGUAUGGCAGACUCCAUCAUUUCCCACAUGUCCUCGGUGGACUGGAAUCCCCGCGCGCAUGAUCCCUUUGCCGAGGACUUCUCCUUCGUGCCCUGCUUCACGCUGGACCAGGCGCGCUCCACAUUCCGGGACACAGUCUUGGGUUUGGAGUAUCUGCACUACCAAGGAGUCGUGCACCGCGACAUCAAGCCCGCCAAUCUGCUCUGGAGCAGGGAUCACCGCGUCAAGAUCUCCGACUUCGGAGUGUCCUACUUCGGCCGCCCCAUCCGCGACGGCGAGUUGGACGAGACCGUGUCUGAAUCGGAAGCUAAGGACUUCGACGACGACCUCGAGCUCGCCAAGACUGUCGGCACACCGGCCUUCUUUGCCCCUGAGCUUUGCUAUACCGACAUCGAUAAGCAAGAGCAACCCAAGGUGUCCGAGCAGAUCGAUGUCUGGUCUCUCGGCGUCACACUCUAUUGUCUGAUAUAUGCUCGCAUCCCCUUCCUCGCCGAGGACGAGUUUCAAAUGUUCAGGAAAAUUGCGACCGAGGACGUUCACAUCUCUCGGAAGCGCCUCAAGCCGGUCGAUCCCUCUACCUCGCCGUCAGCAACGUCACUGUACAAGCGCCAAAACGCGCACCCGUACCGUGACGACAAUGACCUCGAGUACGAAGACGUCGACAACCUCCUGUACGAUCUGCUGCGUCAAAUGCUUGUCAAGAACCCCGAAAAGCGCAUUCGGCUACGGGACAUUAAGCGCCACCCGUGGGUUGUCCAGGGCAUCUCCAAUGUCGUUGGCUGGCUCGACGACACGGACCCUGCGAGACCUUCGUGCGGCAGGAAGAUUCAGGUUGACGAGAAGGACAUGUCCUUUGCCGUUGUUCCUCUGAACUUCCUCGAGCGGGCGCGCUCCGCCAUGAAGAAGGCUGUCGGCAAGGUCAUACACCCUUUGGUAGAGCGAAGUGAGAGCAAGUCUCGGCGCAGAGCCACAAGCAGCGCAGCCAGCUCCGCCGGCGACAGUAUGCUGAAGCACACGGCGCCCCCCACGCACUACUCCAAUGAGAGGCGUGCGAGCAUUCGCGGAGACGACUACUUCUCCCAAACUGCCAAGGACCCUUCUGUCGUGCACCACGCCGCGCCAUCAGCGCCGACGGUCGACCUCCAAACAGAAAGCGUCGAAUACGACCCGUUGGCAACCGUCCUUCCUCCUUUGGAAAAGCCGCAGGGCCUUGCGUCUACCGAGUCAACUCAUGCGGCCGCUGGCCAGACUGGAUGCAGCACGCGAUUCCAACGGCACAACGUGCAGCACAAGAUGAGCCACAACUUUUUGAGCCUGGUGCCGCCCCUGCCCCAAACCCAAUCUACGCCGGCCACGCCGCACUCCGAGCGACACCAGCGCGACGCUUUCCAUGACGGGGAGUUUGCAAGACGGACCUCGCGCAAGUUGGAGCAGCACCUCGAGGACAACGGUCGAUCAAUCUCGGUCGACCGGACGCUCUUCGGCUCCGCAGACAAGCGAGCCCAUGCUCAGGUCGGCUUGACAAACGCAAACGUGCCGGGUAACAUCCAGGGACCCAGACACUCACGGUCGAUGCGAUCCGUGGACCUUGGCAGAGGCAAAUAUCCACACACCACGACCCCGUCGCCCUUGUCCAGCUCUCCAAAGACCACGGCUGCAUAUCAGCACGGCCAGCCCAACUCGGACCCGAACUUCGGCACGCGGCAGCACCUUCGGCUCGAUGAGAGACCCCAGACAGCUCAUCGUCCGGAGAACGCCGCCAGCUCCAGGCAGACUGAGUACCGUGUGUCGUCGAGCCCGGACAAGCUUGCCGCUCAGCCUGUGACAGCCGACCCUGUCAACAUCCCCUGCCCACCGUCACCUCAGCCCCAAGAUUGGGCUGGGCACUCCGGAGCGCCGCCGCGGGGCAACACCAUGACCUCAUGCAAAUCGUCCAGCAUGGAGUCCAUGGAAUGCAUGGGUACACCUUUAACGAGUCCUAGCGAGACCACCAGUCCUGUCGCGACGGAUAUUCCUCCCAAGAACGCUCCGCACCACAUGCUCAUCUACCAAUCGGACCCAUCUCUGCCAGCACUGCUCAGCGGCGCCAGCUCCAUCUCGGCCGACAUUGAGGGCGAGCUUCUCUGCAAGCCCGGCGUCGUCAACAGCCGGUCGCCUCGACUUGACUCGUCUGACCAGACACCUCCGGCGUUGGCCAAGGACGCUUUAGCGAUGGACCAGGACCGAGUUUUUGAGAAUGGCACUGCCAUGGAAAGCGGGCCCUUGCACAUUCCUGCAGCAGAGCCUAAGAGCCCCUCGACUGUCGCGGCAGAUUCGCACCCGGACGAUGCUGACGAGGACGGAAGCGACGAUGACAUCCUCGUCAUGGCCAAAUCACGCAAACGAACUUCAUUGCUUCCCAGAGCGCCUACCAGCCGGCCCUUUGAGGCGAAGAGACGCGACACGGGUGCCAGCACAGCCAGCAACGAGACUGCAAAGAAGGUGCCCGUCCACGACGACAGCUCGUUCCAGCCAGAGCCGUGA
Molecule: messenger RNA, 3633 nt
Organism: Purpureocillium lilacinum
Lineage: Eukaryota; Fungi; Ascomycota; Sordariomycetes; Hypocreales; Ophiocordycipitaceae
Biological process (GO): protein phosphorylation; intracellular signal transduction
Cellular component (GO): cytoplasm
Molecular function (GO): ATP binding; protein serine/threonine kinase activity
Source: RefSeq, a predicted model, not a curated record